AUGGGCAAAGUCCCAUACUAUACAGACUCUGAGGAAACUGAAGACACAUCGAGCUCAAUCGAUAACGUCAAGAAAAAGAAGAAGUUAUCAAUUCUAAAGUACAACGGCGGUAACCUGCGGAAGAAGAAAUGCAAAGUCCACAGCAAGUCGGAGCCAGAAGAAAGCGAACACGCUUAUUACAGCAACAGCAAAAGCAAUCAACGGUUUGGUCAAAAACUACGAGGAAUAUUAAAACACACUGAACAUGAGUCAACAGCCUCCGAUGAUGAUGAUGAAAGCGCAUCAAGCCGUGUCUUCAGCUCGGGCCAUCGCUACCUCGUGGGACGGGUUCCUAGGCCUGCAGGGGCGAAACCAGGGCGUGGAGGUGGUGUCGCUAUUGUUGUCAAGAAGAAUGUAAAUGUAAGGGAGGUUAUGCAAAAUUUACUUAGCUAG
This is a messenger RNA of Leptosia nina, 432 nucleotides long. Lineage: Eukaryota; Metazoa; Arthropoda; Insecta; Lepidoptera; Pieridae. The record is from the annotation of a GenBank genome assembly.